Messenger RNA from Cavia porcellus (domestic guinea pig), 2301 nucleotides. It is a transcript of the gene Tm9sf1, whose product is annotated as transmembrane 9 superfamily member 1. Lineage: Eukaryota; Metazoa; Chordata; Mammalia; Rodentia; Caviidae. The record is from RefSeq and is a predicted model, not a curated record. The transcript has 6 exons. Bases 1 to 2028 code for a protein of 675 amino acids. Gene Ontology annotation, biological process: protein localization to membrane. Gene Ontology annotation, cellular component: membrane.
AUGCGUGCGGCCGGGGGGCGACUCCUAUCCAGAACGGGUGUCUGCAGCCUCACAGUCAGACCUCGGGAGGGCCCCUCUCGGGCAAGGGGCCUGCGAAACCUCCCGGCGGCCCAAACAUCAAGGGCCUUUCUAAAUUCCAGGAAAAAAUACUUCCGCCGUGUUGAGGUCCCCGCUGAUGAGGGCGGAAGUGGUCCUUCUGCCUCAAGGAUGACAGUCCUCAGGUACCCUCAAAGUUGGAGCUGCCAGUGGUUGCCAAUCCUGAUACUGCUGCUGGGCACAGAUCGUGGGCCAGGGGUGCAAGGUGUGACACACUACAAGAUCGGCGACCCUGUCAUUCUAUACGUCAACAAAGUGGGACCUUAUCAUAACCCUCAGGAAACUUACCACUACUACCAGCUUCCAGUGUGUUGCCCUGAGAAGAUUCGUCACAAAAGCCUUACCCUGGGUGAAGUGUUGGAUGGGGACCGAAUGGCUGAGUCUUUGUAUGUGAUCCGCUUUCGGGAGAAUGUGGAGAAGAGAGUUCUGUGCCAUAUGCAGCUCAAUUCUGCACAGGUGGAGCAGCUGCGCCAGGCAAUUGAGGAAUUGUAUUACUUUGAAUUUGUGGUGGAUGACUUGCCAAUCCGUGGUUUUGUGGGUUACAUGGAGGAGAGUGGCUUCCUACCACACAGCCACAAGAUAGGACUCUGGACUCAUUUGGACUUCCACCUAGAAUUCCAUGGAGAUCGAAUUAUAUUUGCCAAUGUUUCGGUACGGGAUGUCAAGCCCCACAGCUUGGAUGGGUUACGAUCUGAUGAAUUCCUAGGCCUUACCCAUACUUACAGUGUACGCUGGUCUGAGACUUCAGUAGAACAUCGGAGUGACAGGCGCCGUGGUGAUGACAGUGGUUUCUUUCCCAGAACACUGGAAAUCCACUGGUUGUCCAUUAUCAACUCCAUGGUGCUUGUGUUUUUACUGGUAGGUUUUGUGGCUGUCAUUCUAAUGCGUGUACUUCGGAAUGACUUGGCUCGGUACAACCUGGAUGAGGAGACUACCUCUGGAGGCUCUGGUGAUGACUUUGACCAGGGUGACAAUGGCUGGAAAAUUAUCCAUACGGAUGUCUUCCGCUUCCCUCCAUACCGUGGUCUGCUCUGUGCGGUGCUUGGCGUGGGUGCCCAGUUCCUGGCUCUUGGCACUGGGAUCAUUAUAAUGGCACUGCUGGGCAUGUUCAAUGUGCAUCGCCAUGGAGCCAUUAAUUCAGCAGCCAUCUUGUCAUAUGCUCUGACUUGCUACAUCUCUGGCUACGUGUCCAGCCACUUCUACCGGCAGAUUGGAGGCGAGCGUUGGGUGUGGAACAUCAUUCUCACUACCAGUCUGUUCUCUGUGCCUUUCUUCCUGACCUGGAGUGUGGUGAACUCGGUGCAUUGGGCAAAUGGUUCAACACAGGCUCUGCCAGCCACUACCAUCCUGCUGCUUCUGACGGUUUGGCUGCUGGUAGGAUUUCCUCUCACUGUCAUUGGAGGCAUCUUUGGGAAGAACAACGCCAACCCUUUUGAUGCACCUUGUCGCACCAAGAACAUUGCUCGGGAGAUCCCACCCCAGCCUUGGUACAAAUCCACUGUCAUCCACAUGACUGUUGGAGGCUUCCUGCCAUUCAGUGCCAUCUCCGUGGAGCUGUACUACAUUUUUGCUACGGUCUGGGGUCGAGAACAGUACACUCUGUAUGGCAUCCUCUUCUUUGUUUUCGCCAUUCUCCUAAGUGUGGGGGCUUGCAUUUCCAUUGCACUCACCUACUUCCAGUUGUCUGGAGAGGAUUACCGCUGGUGGUGGCGAUCUGUGCUGAGCGUCGGCUCCACUGGCCUCUUCAUCUUCCUCUACUCAGUUUUCUACUAUGCUAGGCGCUCCAACAUGUCAGGGGCAGUACAGACAGUAGAGUUCUUUGGCUACUCCUUACUCACCGGUUAUGUCUUCUUCCUCAUGCUGGGCACCAUUUCGUUUUUUUCUUCCUUAAAGUUCAUCCGUUAUAUCUAUGUUAACCUCAAGAUGGACUGAGUUCUGCGUGGCAGAAGUAUUGCUCUUCUCUCCCUUUCUUCAAGCCCCACUGACCUGUCUUGACAGCUUCUCUUCUGACUGGGUGACUGAAUUGUGUGAUAGCAGUGUUCCCUGUCCCUUUUCCCAACAAGCCUCCCUUUCCCUCAGAAGGCCUGGAAAUUAAGAAUCUCUAUGAUACAAGGAGUAUAUAUUUGAACUUUUUAAGUUGCCUUUAGUUUUGGUCCUGAUUUUUCUUUUUACAAUUAUCAAAAUAAAAUUUAUUAAGAAAAAGGA